Didymosphaeria variabile is the source of this 1452-nucleotide messenger RNA. RefSeq lists its product as uncharacterized. The transcript has 3 exons. Gene Ontology annotation, molecular function: protein binding. NCBI's taxonomy places the organism in Eukaryota, Fungi, Ascomycota, Dothideomycetes, Pleosporales, Didymosphaeriaceae. The coding region runs from base 1 to 1452 and encodes 483 amino acids. The record is from RefSeq and is a predicted model, not a curated record.
AUGGAUCGGCCGGCGCUGGCGCCUUCCUCGCCGGACGCUGACCUCCUCAGCGACCUACCCACGGAGACAAUAACGUCUAUUUGCGAGUAUCUCGAUGGGAACGACAUGAACAACUUUAGAUUGGCUUCUCGGACAAUUCACGCAAAGACUUAUCGCGGCUUCUUCGAUUAUCAUUUCGAAGUCACCCAUGUUACCUUCACUAGAGAAGGCCUCGAGAGGCUUGUUGGUUUCGCGAAGGAUCCGAAGAUCAGUCCUUCUGUCAAGGCAAUUGAAUUGAUUUUGGUGGCGUUCCCUAACCGUGGGAAGCAGUGUUUGACCGGAAAAUCAGUUAUUAUUGAAGAGCGUGAUGGACAGAUCGAGAUCUGGGAGGAUGGGGAGUCCACAACAAAAAUGCAGCAGGGUAGCGCAGAGAAACCCGGUGUGAAGACUCCCCAGAAGACACUUCGUCGAGCCCGGCGCCGCAUCUACAGUCACUACCAGCACGACCUGAACAACAUCAGAAGAAGGGGGGUGGAUGUUGAGCUACUCACUGAAGCUCUCCGACAUCUCCCCGCACUCAAGAAUAUCUGGUUGGUUGACAGUAUUCCUGACUAUCAACAAGUGUGGGGCCUGAGGAAGAUUAUCAUUGGUCUUGGUAUGAUGCCAUUCAGUGCUUCCAUGCGAUCUUGGGUGCCUCCAAAGCACAAUAGCUAUGAAUCACGAUUCGAGGUGGAACGCGAGCUCAAAGCAAUAGGAGCCCAUGGUGUUGGUGUCGUACUGGGUGCCAUCUAUCGGAGUCGGAUCACGUUCAGCGGCGGUCUAAUAUUGAAAGGCGUUCCGUACGACAUCGAAUUCUCCAAGACGCCCGAUUCUCGCCAACUCUCACCUUCUGCUACGCCAUCAAAGACCUUUGCCAUGAGCCAGAUUGCCGAGAUGAAGUACUUGUCCCGUAUUCGAUUUCUCCAUGUAGUCACAUUCCAUUAUGCGCAGAGGAGAGACGCCGCCGAUCCGCAUGACGCUUAUAGGUUCGAGUGGCUGUACCAAAUUCUUCCGAGCAUGAUCAGCCUUGAAUUUCUGGGCAUUCAAUGCGGGGAUCCAAUACAUGAGGCCGCUAACUUGGGAAUUCUCGAGGACCUGAACCAGCGUUCUAUAACACUUCCGAAGCUGUAUUGCCUAUUGAUGGACAAUAUGGGCAUUGAGACCCCUGCCUUGAUAAGUUUCCUCGAUGCACACCGGGGAACACUUCGACGGCUUCAUCUCGACAAUAUCAACCUUUGUGUUGUCGUUCCAAUGGAUGGUCUUGGCGAUUCUACGUUACUCUUGCUCGUGCCUUGGUUGGAGCGCAACAAUUGGAACAUUUUUGGAUAUUGCUUCAUGAACACGAACUUGAUCAGUUAUAACCCUAAUAUUCUAGAGUUCCGUGAGGGGUUCCGUGCCGUUCGUGGCAUCCGCGACAUCCCUCUAGGUUCGUGA